AUGUCUUUUGCUAAGUCCGAUAGUUUGCGUUUGCUCCUAGUUCGUGUAGACGGCUUAUUCACAGAUGAAGAUUUAGUCACGGAUGAAGAUUCAAUUACUGAUGAAGACCUAAUCGCUGAAGGCAGUUCGGUCACUAACGAAGAGUUAGUCGCAGACGGAGCAUUGGCUACUAAUGAAGGGUUAGUUAUAGACGAAGUAUUGGCUACUAAUGAAGGGCCGUCUGAUGAAUUAACUUAUAAAGUAAAAGAAGCUUUGAAACAUCAUGACCCUUACCACAAAUUAGUUGAUGUAUUUAAUAAUCAUGGCUAUUUUUUGCCAAAAAAGAUAAUUCUCGGCCAUAAAAUAUAUGGAAUGACUUAUCUAACCAUAGGAAAAAACUUUACAGAACAUAAUCAUGAAGGUAAUAAUCCAGAAUGGAAACCUCCUGAUGAUUUUUCGGAGAGUGAAUUCGAUGAUCUUUUGAUUCAAUGGGAAAAUUGGAUGAGUUCUUAUAAUUUUGAUUUAUCUUACCUUGUAUCAAUUAAUGGUGAAUUGAUUAUGAAAAAUAAAAUAAAAGAGUGGAUUAAAUUUUGUUUAGAGAGUGAUCUUGAUUCAUUACAAGUUAUUGGUUGCAAAGAAUUAUAUCCGUUAUAUGAAAUUUUUGACUUUUCUCUUCGCCAAGAAAUUGAGUCUGUUCUUGGGAUUAGUAGACCAACUGAAUUCACUAUAAGUAACCAACCUGAGUCUGUUAAUAGAACCAAUAUAAAAGAAAGAGUUCUUAUGGCAGGGAUAGUACCAAUUAAAGACCCUCCCUAUUCAUAUAGUGUAAAAUUUCCUGAUCGUUUUAAAUCUAAUAAUUAUCAAGUUUUUGGAAAAUUUAUUACACAAGAUGAUGAACCGAUUGAUGAUGUUGGAUAUUUUAGCCCAUAUACACGAAAAAUAAACAUAUUUGGUUCUGGUAAUGAACCAUUUGCAUUAAUAUCAAAUAAUAGUAAUAUUGUAUUGAAAAUUCCGGAAAAUUUGCCACAAGAUUCUGUUAUUAUUGUCUCAUUUAAAUAUCCACCUUCACAUUAUGAACCGAAGUUCAUAGCAAAGAUAAAAAGCUAUCAAAAUAAUAAAAUUUUAUUUAAUAUACACUGUCGUGAUUAUGAAUCUUCUGACGAUGAAGAGAAUAAUGAAGAUUCGAAUUCUAUUGACGAUGAACAUGUAAACGAAAAUCCGAAAUUUUUUGAAAAUGAAGAUGCGAAUAAAGAUUCGAAAUCUUUUGACGAUCAAGUACUUAAUAUUGAGGAUAUUUCUGCAUAUAAUGAAAAUAGAGAAAAAUAUUCUAAUAAAGACUUAAAAGCAGCCGAUAUUGAAUUUGCUUAUAAGAAUAGUAUUUCUGAUAAAGAAAAUGUUAUUGGAAAAGCAUCAAAAUAUUCAAUCCAAUGGUUUAUUCUCCAAAAUUCUGAUAUAUAUAUAACUGAUUCAUCUGAAAUAAUUUAUCUGAACAAAAUAGGUCGAGAAUUUCACUUAACUAAACCAAGUAUGUAUAUACUUUAA
Racocetra fulgida is the source of this 1521-nucleotide messenger RNA. Lineage: Eukaryota; Fungi; Glomeromycota; Glomeromycetes; Diversisporales; Gigasporaceae. The record is from the annotation of a GenBank genome assembly.